Molecule: messenger RNA, 2417 nt
Organism: Anopheles cruzii
Lineage: Eukaryota; Metazoa; Arthropoda; Insecta; Diptera; Culicidae
Gene: Pepck1
Product: phosphoenolpyruvate carboxykinase [GTP]
Exons: 3
Coding region: 244-2193 (649 amino acids)
Biological process (GO): cellular response to glucose stimulus; gluconeogenesis; propionate catabolic process
Cellular component (GO): cytosol
Molecular function (GO): GTP binding; phosphoenolpyruvate carboxykinase (GTP) activity; manganese ion binding
Source: RefSeq, a predicted model, not a curated record
ACCAAUCCAAUUCGGAAGAUGAAAACAAGCUAGUUUUCGUGUCCUUCAAGCUUCAAGACUUUGAGUCAAACUUCCAAAAUAAAAAAAAGGCACCAAACUCGCGCUUCUCAAAGCAAGAGCCUACUUAGCCACCCUGCAACCUAAAGUCAGUGUAAGAAGUGAAGUGAAAAAAGCCAACUCCGUUGUGCCUUUAACGUUUACACCUUUAACUGAGUUUCCGAAGCAAAACCAAACCACCCCAAAAUGCCUCAAGUCAUCGAACAAUACACGCCGCUCCCGACCACUCUGGGAUGCAGCCCGAAGCUGAAGACUCUUCCGAAGAACCUGUACAACCAUCUCCGUGGGUUCCCGGUUGUCAAUGGUGAAGUGACCCAGCUGUCCGACAAGGUGCGCCGAUUCGUGGAGGAGUCGGCCGCCAUGUGCCAGCCGGAACGUAUCCACAUCGUGGAUGGUAGUGAGAGCGAAUCCAACACGCUGCUCAAGACGCUGCACAGCCAGGGUACGAUCAAGCCGCUGCCCAAGUACGACAACUGCUGGCUGGCGCAAACCAACCCGGCCGAUGUGGCCCGCGUCGAGUCGAAGACGUUCAUCUGCACCGAACGCCAGGAGCAGGCCAUCCCGACUCCGGCGGAAGGUGUCAACGGAACGCUCGGCAACUGGAUCGCUCCGGUGGACUACGAUCGCGCGGUAAUGAGCCGCUUCCCGGGUUGCAUGAAGGGCCGCACCAUGUUCGUGGUGCCGUUCUCGAUGGGCCCAAUCUCGUCGCCGCUGUCCAAGAUCGGCAUCGAAGUGACGGACUCGGCGUACGUCGUCAGCUCGAUGCGCAUUAUGACCCGCAUGGGCUCGGAGGUGCUGGACAAACUGUCCGACAACUCGGAUUUCAUCAAGUGUCUGCACUCGGUCGGUACACCAGCCAACGGAAAGAUCGCGGUGCCGUCGUGGCCGUGCGAUCCCGAGCGCACCAUCAUCCUGCACAAGCCCGCCAACAACGAGAUCGUAUCGUACGGCUCGGGCUACGGUGGUAACUCGCUGCUCGGCAAGAAGUGCUUCGCCCUGCGCAUCGGCAGCACCAUCGCCCGGCGGGAAGGAUGGCUCGCAGAGCACAUGCUGAUCCUCGGCAUCACCGACCCGAACGGAGUGAAGAAGUACAUCGCCGCGGCGUUCCCGUCCGCGUGCGGCAAAACGAAUCUCGCAAUGAUGAACCCGACCCUGCCCGGCUACAAGAUCGAGUGCGUCGGGGAUGACAUCGCCUGGAUGAAGUUCGAUUCCAAGGGCCAGCUACGGGCCAUCAAUCCGGAGAACGGGUUCUUCGGUGUAGCGCCCGGCACCUCGACGGAGACGAAUCCCAACGCCAUGGAGACGAUCUACAAGGACACGAUCUUCACGAACGUCGCGUCUACCUCGGACGGUGGCGUGUACUGGGAGGGCAUGGAGAAGGAGGUGUCGCGUGACGUCGAGAUCACCGACUGGCUGGGCAACCCGUGGAAGCUGGGCGAGUCCAAGACUCCGGCCGCUCACCCGAACUCUCGCUUCUGCGCGCCCGCCAGCCAGUGCCCGAUCAUCGACCCGGCGUGGGAAGACUCGGAGGGUGUUCCGAUUUCGGCCAUCCUCUUCGGUGGCCGUCGGCCGCAGGGCGUUCCGCUGGUGUACGAGGCCAACUCGUGGUCGCACGGUGUGUUCGUCGGUUCGGCCAUGCGCAGCGAAAGUACGGCCGCGGCCGAGUACAAAGGCAAGGCCAUCAUGAACGAUCCGUUCGCGAUGCGCCCGUUCUUCGGUUACAACUUUGGCGACUACCUUCACCACUGGCUGAGCAUGGAGCAGCGCGCCAACGCUGCCGGUGGCCAGGCCCCGAAGGUCUUCCACGUUAACUGGUUCCGCAAGGAUGCGAACGGCAAGUUCCUGUGGCCCGGCUUCGGCGAAAAUAGCCGCGUGCUGGAGUGGAUCCUGCAUCGCAUCGAUGACGUCGACUGCUACCAAGACACACCGAUCGGUCGCCUGCCGACCGAGGGCGCCCUCAACCUGAAGGGACUGGGCCCGGUGAACGAGCGGGAGCUGUUCUCGAUCCCGAAGGAUUUCUGGCUACGGGAGGUGGCAGAGAUCAAGCAGUACUUCGACAACCAGCUGCCGAAGGACCUGCCGAAGGAGAUCGCCAGCGAGCUGGAGCAGCUGAAGAGUCGCAUCGAGAAGAUGUAAGAAGUGAUCACAACCCAGACGUAACCAAGCAACCACUAGAGCUUAAGUCAACCGCUGAGAUUAGAUCGUUCCGGGAAACCGGAACAACCCCGGUUUAUUGACCGGGGCUGUCCCCCGUCCAGGGAACAACACGAACGGAGAGUUGGGAGCCACCGGAAGCACACGGCAGUGAGCUUGAGUUGGAUGAUGUAGAUACGUUGUAUUAAACCUUUUAAGAAUCGCUA